CACAUGAUGAGCGAGCAGCGACUCGCAUAGCAGACGGGCGGAAAUCUCCCAUUUCCCAGUAGGGACGGUACUGGUGUUGGUGGGAGCGCGGCCGGGCGGCGAGUUACCCCUUGACCAGCGACCCGCGGGGUGACAAGCAGCUCGUCCCGGGGCUCACGCCGUUACUAACCUGCUGCCUCUAACCUCUACUCACAGUUGGACUGGAGAAUCUCUUACACGUUAGAUCUCCGCGAGCAGGUUGCAUUGGUGCAUCAUGCAGCCCGGUGUGUUGUUGUUGUUGAUGUCCUACAUGGGAGUUCCCCUCCUCGCACACAAACUGAAUCACGAGAAGGCCAUCGUAGCCUUGAACUCCCUUCUCCUCAGAUCCACAAGGACAUUCCCACCCAACCCCAGUGUCCACAUUGCCUUGCGACUGUCAGAGAAACACAACCUCCACGAGGAGCAGAAUUACCUUCACCGGCUGAAGACUGACCUCCGGAGAAUCCUGUCCAGGGCAGAGCAGGGCACUCGGCCCUUCACCGGCCUUGUGGCCUUGCAUCUACUGGCACUGCGUGCCUCCUGCCAGGACCUGCAGGAAAAGCGUCAAGCACUGCUCUAUCUGAAGAAGAAGCUCAGUGCUGAGAGGAACCAUACCAUAUAUCAUCAGGUGCCUUUGACCAACUACUACCAGUACAGUCUGGGCGUGCUGGCCCUCUGUGUGAAUGACAUACGGAUAGAUCACAGUGUCCUGUCUGGCUUGGUGCCACAUGACCACCACCACCACCACCACCACUCAGCAGACACCUCAGCGAUGGUGGUGUUGGCACUCAAGUGCGUGCAAGAGUCUACAGUCCCCGGCCGUGAUGUAUGGAUGUACAGCACUGAGAGAAGGCUGAAGGCCCAGCAGGCCGUCAACAAGCUGAUGGAGAAGAUACAGAGAUGGUGGAAAAGCAACGGGGAAGUGGGCAACAUUUACAGCACCCCCCUGGUUCUGCAGGCUCUCUUGGCCACGGGAGACACGGAAAGAUGGUUAAAAGGAAAGAUAAAUCUAUUGAAUAAGUCCAAGCAAGGAGCCUUUCAAAACCCAAUGGCAUUAUCCCAACUAUUGCCUGUUCUGUACCGGAAAACCUACCUGGAUAUUGGCCAAAUGGACUGCCGCAGUAAGUCUGAUGAGCUGAGGUGGGUGGACCUGGAACCGCAGGAGCCUGAGACGAGGUCGCAGUCGGGGUUUGUUUACAUCAGCGUGAAGGGGAAGAAUUUGGUGACGACUUACACGACCAGAGUGCCGCUGCUCAAUCAGAUGUCGCUCCUCGAUGUACUGCAAGCAGCCAGCAGAAAUGAUACAAACUUCACCUUUGAGACUGAGCAGACUCUGUGGGGACCUUUCCUGACCUCAGUCAACCACGUCCCGGGACAAGACGACACGAAUACUUACUGGCGUCUGAUUUCGGGAGCACACACUCCACUUAUUGAAGGGAUCCAGGACUACUUCCCCAAGCCUGGAGAACACAUCCUCCUGCAGCUCAGCAGCUUCUAGCAAGCAACCACCCUGUCGGGUCUUUCUCUCCCCCCCACUACACACGUGUUCCUUUGUUCUCUUCGGUCGGUGAUUAAAUAGUUAAUUGAAAGCCCCAAAUUACAGGCAAAAUAAUAAAGGAGUUUUAAAGCCAACAA
Leucoraja erinaceus (little skate) is the source of this 1653-nucleotide messenger RNA. RefSeq names its product transcobalamin II (gene tcn2). The record is from RefSeq and is a predicted model, not a curated record. The transcript is spliced from 10 exons. Gene Ontology annotation, molecular function: cobalamin binding. NCBI's taxonomy places the organism in Eukaryota, Metazoa, Chordata, Chondrichthyes, Rajiformes, Rajidae. Gene Ontology annotation, biological process: cobalamin transport. The coding region runs from base 254 to 1516 and encodes 420 amino acids.